AUGCAAAAAUUAGAAGAUGCAUUUGAGGAAUCUUCGCGUAGAUUGAAGAAGCCUAAGUUAGUGUCUUUACCAACUGAUUCUCCUACUAGUCCUAAUUGGGAUAGUAGGGAGAGUAGUACAGCUACAAGUCAUCCAUUUUUCCCAAAAAAAAAAGGGGUUGGGAUUGGGAAUUCUCCUUUGGAGAGGGCUUUUAACAAUCAAUGUCGAGAGCAAUUAGAUUGUCUUAUUGCUAGGACAUUUUACUCUGCUGGCUUACCCUUUCACUUUGCUAAGAACCCGUAUUGGAUUGAGAUGAUCAAGUUUGCAGCUAAUAAUAAUUUAGCGGGCUAUGUUCCUCCGGGUUACAAUAAAUUAAGAACAACUUUGUUGCAAAAAGAGAAGGCACAUAUUGAGAAGUUGUUGAGGGCAAUUAAAGACACUUGGAAAGAAAAGGGUUUAAGCAUUGUAAGUGAUGGGUGGAUAGAUGUACAAAAAAGGUCACUUAUCAAUUUUAUGGCUACAUCACAGAAAGGGCCAAUUUUUAUCAAAUCCAUUGAUGGUACCAAAGAGUACAAAGACAAGCACUUCAUUGCUGACUUGUUUUUAAAGGUUGUUGGUGAGGUUGGGCCUCAACAUGUUGUCCAAAUUAUUACUGAUAAUGCGUCUGUUAUGAAGGCUGCAGGAUCUAUUGUUGAAGCUGAAUAUCCUCAUAUAUUUUGGUCACCUUGUGUUGUGCAUACUCUCAAUUUGGCUUUGAAGAAUAUUUGUGCACCUAAGUACUCUUUGCAGAAUGAGAAUGCAUAUAAUGAAUGUAACUGGAUUGCACAAGUUUCAGAUGAGGCAACUUUCAUUCGUAUUUUCAUCACAAAUCAUUCUAUGAGAUUAGCAAUUUUUAAUUCAUAUUCUCCUUUGAAGUUACUUGCUGUUGCUGAAACACGAUUUGCUUCAAUAAUUAUCAUGCUUAAAAGAUUGUUUCAAGUAAAACAAAAUCUUCGAAAUAUGGUUGUUAGUGAGGAAUGGAUGUCAUAUAGAGAAGAUGAUGUAGGAAAAGCUCAAACUGUGAGGGAUUAUAUUUUGAAUGAUUUGUGGUGGGACAAGGUUGAAUACAUUCUAAGAUUCACAGAACCUAUUUAUGAGAUGCUUCGAGUGGCUGACACGGAUGCACCUAUUCUCCAUAAGGUGUAUGAAAUGUGGGAUUCCAUGAUAGAAAAUGUGAAGAAAGAAAUAUACCAACAUGAAGGCAAGGAAGACUAUGAGGAGUCUCCAUUCUAUGAUGUGGUACACAAUAUACUUAUUGAACGGUGGACUAAAAAUUGCACACCACUUCAUUGCCUAGCCCACUCCUUGAAUCCAAAGUAUUAUACUAUUAAAUGGAUUGAGGAAGUUAGAGGCCGUGUUGCACCACAUAAGGAUGCUGAAAUUUCAGUGGAGAGAAACAAGUGUCUCAAAAGGAUCAUUCCUGAUCCUGAUGAUAGGCAAAAAGUUAAUGUGGAGUUUGGUUUGUUUAACUCAUUACAGGUUUAUGAUGAGGAUAACAUGGAGGAUAGGUGUAACUACAAUCCAAUGCUUUGGUGGUCAACUUAUGGGUCUACUUUACCAAUACUUCAAACUUUAGCUCUAAAACUUCUUCAACAGCCUUGCUCAUCAUCAUGUGCUGAGAGGAAUUGGAGUACCUAUGGCUUCAUCCAUUCUAUGAGGAGGAAUAGAAUUACUCCUAAACGUGCUGAAGAUUUAGUGUUUGUUCAUUCUAAUCUUCGACUUCUUUCAAGGAGGAGGCCCGAGUACAAUAGUGGAGAAUCUAAGAAGUGGGACAUUGGUGGAGAUAAUUGGGAUGAGCCAUUUGGAGGACCUGGGUUGCUUGAGGUUGCUUAUCUCACACUAGAUGAGCCAGAGAUGGAGACAAGUAUUGUUGAGAAUAAUGAUUAUGUUGAUGAUGAUGAUGUUGUUGUUCUUUGA
This is a messenger RNA of Quercus lobata, 1935 nucleotides long. RefSeq lists its product as uncharacterized. Gene Ontology annotation, molecular function: protein dimerization activity. The coding region runs from base 1 to 1935 and encodes 644 amino acids. NCBI's taxonomy places the organism in Eukaryota, Viridiplantae, Streptophyta, Magnoliopsida, Fagales, Fagaceae. The record is from RefSeq and is a predicted model, not a curated record. The transcript has 2 exons.